GAUUAAUCAUCACACAGACACACACAUAAACGCACACACCGAAUAUCAACACAGUACACACAGUGGUAGUAUACUUGUCUAUGGUGGCGCUUACGUAUCCACAUGACUUUUCCGCGGAAAAUGUUUUCCAUUAGUAAUAGCGACACGGUGAAUACAGCAGUAGUUACAGUGACAAUAACCGCGUUCUCGAAAUCGUCUCUGCCGUCGGUGUGUUUCUCGCGAGUCGUCGUUUUUGUUGGUGUUGUUGUUAUUGUUGUUGUUGUUGUUGUUGUUGUUGUUAUCGUCGACGUGCCGCCGCCGCCGCAGUGGUCAGUGACAGAAAGGGUUUUCGCCGAUUUCCAAUGCGCCCCGUCUGCCGCCGCCGUCGCCGCAGCAGCAGCAGCAUGUUCCGAAUUAUCGUGCUAAACGCCACUGCCGCCGUCGUACCGCGUUUCGCCCGCAGUGUUCGUUGUUGUUGAAACGAUAUCGUCUCGUACGCGCGUGCUGCCGUAUCGUUUUCCUCUUAUUUAUCGUCGUUUUCGACGCCCUCGUGCGCCGCGCACCGUGUAUGGAUACAUAAUUAAUAUUAUUAGUAAAUAUUUUUUCACGAUACACGGCAAACCGCACGACCGGUGCAGAUUAAUAAUUCACACGAGUACAGUGCGACAUUAUAUUUAUACAUUUGUUCGUACGCGAUACGCGAACCGUACGUACCUAUACGAUACCGCGGUGUGCCGUGUGAUAUAGCUACUGCGACGCACGUUUCCGUGGCCGUGUAAGAGACGGCGUGUGCGCGAAAAUCGUAAUAAUAUUAUUACUAUUAUUAUUACAGUGCUAUGUGUGGCCACGUCGGUUCUAGUCAGUUCGUGUACGGUUCAAUAUUAAUAUAGUUCGGAACGCGAAAACCGAGUGUGUCGGGAAUCCGCACACGCGAAAGGAAAUACCAGACGAGAAGUAGAAAUUAUUUAAAAUGAGCUUGUUAUUAGCUCAACUUACUGACUCACCUAAGCCUAGAAAUGCUAUGGCUGGUGUAGUUAAAAUUGGAUAUUUAAAAAAAAAUAAGAGUAUGAGAAAAAAGUUUUUUGUACUUCGAGAAGCAACUGCAGGUGGUGGACCUGCACGCCUUGAAUAUUAUGAAACUGAAAAAAAAUGGAGGAACAAUGCAUUGCCUAAAAAAGUAAUUGUAUUAAAGUCUUGUUUCAAUAUCGACAAACGUGUAGAUUCACGUACUAAAAAGACACUAAUAUGUUUGUACACCAAGGAGAGUUCCUUUUAUAUUCAAUUUGAUACUGAUAAAGAACUCGACGAGUGGUUGGACCUUAUGUUGGUUUUACAACGAGUUACCAAAGAUUUUGGACCUGGUGUUUCACUUAAAGAACCUUUCGAGCAUAUUUGGCACAUCUCUAUACUAAAAAAAGAGUUGGGAAUGAAUGCAAAUUUAAUAGGCAUGACUGGUCUCUGUUUAUGUGACAAAAAAGUGAGCAUAAUGAAGUAUCCAACUAAAUCAAAGGAACAAAAAUCUAUGGAUAUAAUGCUGACAAGUAUUCGUCGCUGUGGAGCUUUGGGCACAUUUUUUUACAUGGAAGUAGGACAAAGUUCUCCAUUUGGUUCUGGUCAUAUAUGGAUGGAUACAUGGAACAGUGAUGUGGCAACUAGUGUUCAUGAAACUAUAAUGGGCGCAGCAAGUCGAAAUCAUGACCCUAGAUUUCGAAUGAGAUCAUCAUCGUUUAAUGAAGGAUCACGAUUAAUUAACUGUCCAAUAAGACAACGUUCAAGUUGUUUUGAUGAUGAGAAUCACCCUGGGCUUCGGUAUAAAAAUAAUAGUCAAAGUUCCUCAACUUUAAAUAAUGGAAAUGUUGAUUUAGCUCGCGCAGGAUCAGUUAGAGAGCGUUGUGAUAGCAUGCCAUUACGACCACGCACUAUUAGUGAAAACAUAACUUCAUCAACGCGUUCUUUCAAUGGAAUUUUAUCUCCAAAACAAACUUUCCACAACGGUUGUAAUUGUGUUUCUGCAUCUUUAUCAUUAUCAGCGUUUAACGAUUCUAACUUGAGUACCUGGGAUUCUUCACUUUCAAAAUCUACAGAUACCACAGAUGGAAUCUUUUCCUUUUACACGAGUCUUAAUGACCACCGGUCUGCAAUACUUGAGGAAAAGCAAGAAGAUUUUGUUUCUUAUACUCCAUUAGACAAAGAAGAAGAUUCUUUGAGACAAACAAGUGACAGUAAUGUUAAUAACAAUAUUAACUUGAUUAACAACAAUAUUGUUGGUAAUAAAUCUAGUUCCUCUUCUCAGGCGGGUUCUUGUUGUGACUCAAAUAGUCCAUAUGGCUCACCCAUCAAUGUAGAUGAUACAUAUACUCCUUUGAACCCUUCUGGUACGUCUGAAACGUCUCCACCACCAGAUGGAUAUCUUCCAAUGAAACCAGGAUACACUUUUUCUAGUAACUGUGUAAAUAUUAUGCCAUUGGAAGGACAUAGUAAUUCUAAACAAGAACCUACUGAAAUGCCUCAAAUGGAAUUUGAAUCGCCUGAAGGCUAUGUUCCCAUGGCACCUGUGGGUAGAAUGUCUGACUAUGUUUCUAUGGAUUGUAAGCAAGGAUCUAUUGAAUCUGGAACACCUUCUACAGACACUCGCUUUUCUGACAUACAUUUGGAUAAAGUUUGUGCAUAUCUUACCCCAUCUGAAGACGAAGGUCCUAUUGAAAGGCCUACUCGAGCUUAUUCUGUUGGUUCCAGACCAGAUGGCUUAAGAGAAAAAAUUGACAAGAUUAAUGCUGAUCGAACAAGAACACGUGCAUUUUCAGUGGGCAGCCGCGGUCGAUUACCUCCAACUGGGUUACCCCGGAAUGGUUAUCAAUCUGGUUCAACCAGUAUGUCUGAACAUAGUGACAGUGGCGAUCGAAUGGAAAUUGAUUUUAGUUGUAAUUCAAAAUCUCGUCGACAUUAUUCUGCAACUUGUCGCACCUUGUCUAUUCAGCCACCAGCAGACUUAUCACCAAGAUCAUCACCUAAACUUUGUCCUUCUCCUGAUCCAUCAUGUACUCAUAGACCAACUGGUCGUUCCCCUCCAAAAUCUAUAGUGUCUUCUGUUGAUAUUAAAAGGACACUAUCUGGAGCUGUUCACGGUAUUUCCAGAUCACCUCCAACAUCUUCACAUGCUUAUUUGUCACCUACAUUGGAAAGAGUUUCAGAGGUGCCUGGUAUUGAACUUGUUGAUAGUUACACACCAAUGAAACCGAGUCAAGGAUUAUUUCCCUGUGAAAACACAAAUAUGGUGGUAGAAGAAUCAAAUAAAAAAAAUUAUGUUAAUGUAUGGGAAGCAGCAAGCAGUACGUUUCCACUCAUGAAAAUGAUUGGAGGUUUGAAUUGGAAAAAAAACAAAAAACGUAACACAGCUCCAGUUCUUGAACAACUUAUACCCAUGGCUGAUGAAGGCAUUGAUGAAAUAGAUGGUUAUACGACUAUUAGGCCAGGUGUUCAUACAGUACCAGUACGAGAACAACAAAUUGGUCAGUCUUCUGAUGCAGUUAUAGAUGCCAUUUGUGAUGGAUUUGCAGAUCUAGUAUUCCCAGACCCACCUCCUAUUGUCACAUAUAAUUCUCAGAACCAGUCCAAGUCAGAUAACUCUGUUACUUCGCUGGAUGGGUAA
Myzus persicae (green peach aphid) is the source of this 3628-nucleotide messenger RNA. RefSeq names its product insulin receptor substrate 1 (gene chico). The record is from RefSeq and is a predicted model, not a curated record. Gene Ontology annotation, molecular function: phosphatidylinositol 3-kinase binding; insulin receptor binding. Gene Ontology annotation, cellular component: plasma membrane; cytosol. Lineage: Eukaryota; Metazoa; Arthropoda; Insecta; Hemiptera; Aphididae. Gene Ontology annotation, biological process: insulin receptor signaling pathway. Bases 950 to 3628 code for a protein of 892 amino acids. The transcript is spliced from 14 exons.